AUGCAGAAGCAGGCGGAGACGCUGAAAAGGAUUGUCUCUACUCUAGCGAGCAAAAAUGAUGAAAUUCACAACUUCAUGGAUGUGCUGAACCAUAGAAUAAAAAGCGUUCAGGUAAACUCUUCGAAUGCAAUCAGCGAGUUGGAUGAAGAAUUUGAUGGUCUGUAUUCUGUAUUGCACGAGAUGAAGGGGAGUAUGGCCAGCGCUAUUCAGCAAGAAGAGGCUUGUAAAAUUCAAGCUCUGCAGGAUCAACUUAGCCAGUGUAGUAAUGCCCUAGAGAGUUCUGAAGAGCUGCUGGAACUUGCUGCGCAGUCCCUGGACAUAAAGGACCCUGUGGAGUUCUUACAGGCUGCCAGACAGAUCAAAGAUAGAGUCACAGUGGCUUCAGCGUUCCGCAUCUCUUUGAAACCAAAGGUCAGUGAGUGUAUGACUCAUUUGAUGGUGGACUUCGCUCUGGAAAGACGCAUGCUCCAGGCUGUAAAGUUUUUGCCAGUCCCUAAAGCUCCAGAGAUAGAUCUAGCAGCGUGUCUCGUUGCUGAUAACUGUGUAACAGUGUCGUGGAGAAUGCCUGAAGAAGACAGCAGGAUUGAUCAUUUUGUACUGGAGUAUAGGAAAACCAACUUUGAUGGGCUUCCUCGAGUAAAAGAUGAACAGCACUGGGAACUGAUAGACUAUAUUAAAGCUACUGAAUAUACAUUAUCAGGUCUGAAAUUUGAUACAAAAUACAUGAACCUUAGAGUACAAGCUUGCAACAAAGCUGUGGCAGGGGAAUACUCUGAUCCUGUGACUCUGGAAACCAAAGCGUUUGUGUUCAGUUUGGACAGUACUUCAUCUCAUCUGAACUUAAAAGUUGAAGAUACCUAUGUUGAAUGGGAUCCUACUGGAGGCAAAGGCCAAGAAAAAAGAAAAGGGAAGGAAAAUAAAAGCAGUGGCCACAUUCCUCUGCUGAAGGGCAAUAAAAGAAGUGGUGCACUGUCUCCGAAGAGGACAUCUAUUAGCACGAGGCCCUCGGCGAGAGGCGGCAGAGAUCGUUUUACUGGUGAAUCAUACACAGUGUUGGGAGACACCUUUAUUGAAAGAGGACAGCAUUACUGGGAGGUGAGAGCCCAGAAGGACUGCAAAUCCUACAGCAUAGGAGUAACAUAUAGAAACCUGGGGAAAUUUGACCAGCUGGGAAAGACUAAUUCAAGCUGGUGCAUCCAUAUCAACAACUGGCUGCAAACCACAUUUUCAGCAAAACAUAAUAAUAAAGCCAAGACUCUAGAUGCACCUGUUCCAGACAGAAUAGGAAUAUACUGCGACUUCGAUGGAGGUCAGCUCACAUUUUACAAUGCAAACUCAAAGGAGCUGUUACACACCUUCAGAACAAAGUUUACCCAACCAUUACUACCAGGCUUCAUGAUCUGGUGUGGUGGGCUUACAGUGAGUACCGGAUUGCAGGUGCCAACUGCUGUGAAAACACUCCAGAGAAGUGAAAAUGGGUUGAGUGAUUCAACUAGCAGCCUAAACAACAUUGCCUAG
Opisthocomus hoazin is the source of this 1518-nucleotide messenger RNA. The record is from RefSeq and is a predicted model, not a curated record. NCBI's taxonomy places the organism in Eukaryota, Metazoa, Chordata, Aves, Opisthocomiformes, Opisthocomidae.